Messenger RNA from Apis laboriosa (Himalayan honeybee), 919 nucleotides. RefSeq names its product thymidylate kinase. Gene Ontology annotation, biological process: dUDP biosynthetic process; dTDP biosynthetic process; dTTP biosynthetic process. Bases 245 to 889 code for a protein of 214 amino acids. Gene Ontology annotation, cellular component: nucleus; cytoplasm; cytosol. The record is from RefSeq and is a predicted model, not a curated record. The transcript has 3 exons. Gene Ontology annotation, molecular function: dTMP kinase activity; ATP binding. NCBI's taxonomy places the organism in Eukaryota, Metazoa, Arthropoda, Insecta, Hymenoptera, Apidae.
AAUUUACAUACGAUUACAUAAUUUACAUAGAAAAUAACGAUUAUCUUUAUUGAUUCAUAAUGCACAUAAGAUAAUUGACCAUAUUCACUUCAUUUCAUAUAUAAAACUAUAUUUAUUCAUUUCAUUUCACAUAUAAAAUAUAAAACUCUUUCAUUUCGAUAAUUAUAUGUACAUGUAUGAAGGAAAUAUUUAAUGGUUAUUUUUAAUAAUUAAAUAAAAGAUUUUAUUAAAAUUUUUUUAAAAAAUGUCAAUAAGACGUGGUGCUUUAGUAGUUUUAGAAGGUUGUGAUAGAGCAGGAAAAUCUACUCAGGCGAAAAUGUUAAUAACUGCUUUAAAUAACUGUAAUAUUCCUGUUGAAUUAUAUGGCUUUCCUAAUAGAACAACUGCAAUUGGAGAGAUAAUAAAUAAUUUUUUGACUAAAAAAAUAGAACUUCCUUCUGAAACAGUACAUUUAUUGUUUUCUGCAAAUCGAUGGGAAUGUAAAGAUGAAAUUUUGAAAACUUUAUAUAAAGGAACUACUCUUAUUAUUGAUAGAUAUGCUGCUUCUGGUGCUGCUUAUACAGCAGCUAUAACUGGAAAAAAUUUAAAUUGGUGCAAAGAACCUGACAGUGGAUUGCCUUCUCCAGAUCUAGUUAUUUAUCUUUCAAUUUCCAAAAAAUCUCAAAGUUUACGUAGUAAUUGGGGAGAUGAACGUUUUGAAAAUGUUGAACUUCAAGAACUUGUUGCUUCUAAUUAUGAAAAAUUAAUAGACAAAACAUGGUAUGUAAUUAAUGCAGAUAAUGAUAAAUCAGUAAUACAUUCUCAAAUAUUAGAAAAAGUAAUAAAUACUAUAAAGAAUAUUGAACAUUUGCCUAUAGAAAAAUUAUAUGAAUCUGAUAAAAAUAGUUAAUAUUAAUAAUAUAGAAUUAAGUAUAAGAAA